GACGCGCUGCCUGGUUGGCUGGGUGGGAGGUGGGGGGUGCCGCGGAUUGGUUCCGGCCGCCAGCUCUGCUGUGUAGCUCGCCGGGUCCCCAAGCCGGCGGCCUCAGGGAUGGACGAGACGAGCCCACUAGUGUCCCCCGAGCGGGCCCAACCCCCAGAGUACACCUUCCCGUCGGGCUCCGGCGUUCACUUCCCGCAGGUUCCGGGGGGCGCAGUCCGCGUGGCGGCGGCGGCCGGCUCCGGCCCCUCUCCGCCGGGCUCUCCGGGCCACGACCGCGAGCGGCAGCCGCUGCUGGACCGGGCCAGGGGCGCGGCGGCCCAGGGCCAGACCCACACUGUGGCAGCCCAGGCCCAAGCGCUGGCCGCCCAGGCUGCGGCGGCAGUGCACGCCGCGCAGGCCUCCCGCGAGCGGAACGAGUUCCCCGAGGAUCCGGAGUUCGAGGCGGUGGUGCGGCAGGCAGAGGUGGCCAUCGAGCGCUGCAUCUUCCCCGAGCGCAUCUACCAGGGCUCCAGCGGAAGCUACUUCGUCAAGGACCUUCAGGGGAGGAUCAUCGCUGUCUUCAAACCCAAGAAUGAAGAGCCAUAUGGGCACCUUAAUCCUAAGUGGACCAAGUGGCUGCAGAAAUUGUGCUGUCCCUGCUGCUUUGGCCGUGACUGCCUUGUCCUCAACCAGGGCUAUCUCUCAGAGGCAGGAGCCAGCCUGGUGGACCAAAAACUGGAACUCAACAUUGUACCCCGUACAAAGGUGGUAUACCUAGCCAGCGAAACCUUCAAUUACAGUGCCAUUGACCGAGUGAAGUCCAGGGGCAAGCGGCUCGCACUAGAGAAAGUGCCAAAAGUUGGGCAGCGAUUUAACCGCAUUGGGCUACCUCCAAAGGUUGGUUCAUUCCAGCUCUUUGUUGAGGGCUAUAAAGAUGCAGACUAUUGGCUGCGGCGUUUUGAAGCAGAACCUCUCCCUGAGAACACCAACAGGCAACUACUGCUACAGUUUGAGCGAUUGGUAGUAUUGGAUUAUAUUAUCCGCAACACCGAUCGAGGCAACGACAACUGGCUGAUUAAAUAUGACUGUCCAAUGGAUAGUUCUAGCUCUCGGGACACAGACUGGGUGGUGGUGAAGGAGCCUGUCAUCAAGGUGGCGGCCAUAGACAAUGGGCUGGCGUUCCCACUGAAGCACCCUGACUCCUGGAGGGCCUAUCCUUUCUACUGGGCCUGGUUGCCCCAGGCUAAAGUUCCGUUCUCCCAGGAGAUCAAAGAUCUGAUUCUUCCAAAGAUAUCGGACCCUAACUUCGUGAAGGACUUGGAGGAGGACCUGUAUGAGCUAUUUAAGAAAGAUCCUGGUUUUGACAGGGGCCAGUUCCAUAAGCAGAUUGCUGUCAUGCGGGGACAGAUCCUAAACCUGACACAAGCACUGAAAGACAACAAGAGUCCCCUGCACCUCGUCCAGAUGCCGCCUGUGAUCGUGGAGACGGCCCGCUCCCACCAGCGGUCUGCUAGCGAGUCCUACACCCAGAGCUUUCAGAGUCGGAAGCCCUUCUUUUCAUGGUGGUAGCCCUGCAGGCAGGUGAAGGCAAGCCUGUGUGAGGUGCACACAGGCAUCCAGGUGCAGGGAAGCCCGAGAAGCCGGUGGGGAGGAGCGCCUCCCUGAGCCCUCCCUCUGCUCGCCACGCCCUUCGGGGCUUUCCACCCACCCACAGGGAGAAGCACAGCCAGGCAUGGGAGUGCUUCUGAGCCCUGCCAAGUGCUGGGGACAUACAGUUAAAGAUAAGGAGUCCAGGUGGUUAGGAGGAGCAGCUCCCUUCCAGCAUCUCGUGAUGGCAGGCUGGGAAAGUCUCUCCCUCCCUGAUGCCCUACUCCAUCGCAAUUCCCUGUUAUAUUCUGCAUCAGAAAAAGAGCCACAUUUUAAAUGCUUGUAGCAGAAUCCAGAGCCUCUCAUAUCGUAAGCAUUCAACCCAGACCUACAUUUGCGUAGACCCAGGCCUUUGGGUGCGCGGUGGUUGCACACUUCUGGGAACGGACGGGGCAGAAGCCCACGGGGUGGCUACAGUGCCGGGACAGAUGGGAACCACACUUCCUUUGGGUUUUUGCCAAAUCUUCCCCUGUGCUUCCUGUCAGUGUGGUGGUGGGCUUCCCUUGGCGGGCAGCUUUUGCCCUGCAACCUCCAGAACCUCCAUCUGCAGAACCUCCUCUCUGCCUUGUUACAGUUUUCCUGUCACUCAAGCAUAGGUGUGAGGAACUGAUCAUACUGAUUCUGGUUUUGCUUUUCUCCCCCCUGGUAUUGGGGCUCAAAUCUCCCAAAACCAGGGGCAUCCUAAACUGAGCUAUCGCCUCAGCCCUUUUUAUCUUUUGACAUAGGGUCUCACUAAGUUGCAAGUUGAACUUGUGAUGCUCCUGCCUCAGCCUCCCUUAGUGCUGGGAUUAUAGGCAUGCGCCGCUGUGCCCCAGUGUUCUCUUUGAAUAGGUGGCUAACACCCAGCAUGUGCAGGCGAUCCACAUGGCCUAGUGCUUGCUGGGACUGUAAGUAAUCUGUAGGGCUUUUACCCUAGGCCUGCUUCUUGAGUCUUUAGUUACAGUUCUCUAAUUUCUAUUCUAAGUAUUUUUCCCCCAUCUUUUUUUUGACUUAGGAGUUCAGUUUAGGUUCUAGAGUAGGUUUCUUUGAGGAGUCUGGGGGGGGGUCUCAGCUCUUAAGAGGACAGGCUGUCUGGCCCUUGGACUCCUGUAUGUGCCACCACUGCUGCUUGGAAGCGGCAGCACUUGUCUUCUGCCUCCUAGUCCUCUGCUCCCUGGCUUCUUGUCCGGGCUGGAUUUUCCAUGGCUCUCGGGCAAGGCAGGGCCCAAAGGAGAGAGGCCUUCAUCCUGUCCCGGUGCCUGCCUACUCGGUGUACAUCUUGCUUCCACGUGUCUUUUCCCUCACCUGCUCCCCUUGCUGGAUGUUUGAGUCCUUUCUACACCAAAGCAAAGAAUGGCCUCAGGAGGGAGUAAAAAGGAUGCCACCUGCUGCUGAGGGGCAGCUGUGUUCUUAUGCUGUGGACACUUCGCAGUUCUGGGACCCUGCGAUUGGUCAAUCAGCCUUGAAAAAAAACUAUUUUGAAGAUUUGAAAAAACAACCAAAGAAAGGGAGUAAGGGCUGUGGCUGUGUCCCCUGCUUACACGGCUUCCUCUAUCCAGGAGACAGAGCAGAGACUUGCAGCUCUCCAGCACCUGGGCCAGGCCACUUCCCAUCCAUUCCAGCUCCCAGGAGCCGGCUUGUCCUGGGCUUGCACCCAGCUGUCAGCACACCCAGUCUCUGAGCACUGGAGGCGCAUGUCUGGACAGAGUCACUGUUCCCCCAUGUGCCCCGCCCUGACAAUCGCAUCGUGCCCACCUCAGUUCUGGCCUGGGGAGCCAUGUGUGAGAGCAUCUUGCCUUCUGAGUGCAGGAGGUACUUGGUGUUUUACCAGCCACGUCGGUACUGUCCUGUUCCAGAUCAGCCCCGUGGCCAGGAGGACGUUGGGUCCACUGUGAGAGGGAGCCCGUCCCGGGCCUGGUGAGCGAGGGUAGGGGAUCCUUUCCCGUCUCCUCUCUCCCUUGAAGCCUGUACUCAGGUUGCCUUGAAUGUGGAUUUUGGAGGACCCAAGGACACCAUGUGCCAGGGCAGGCUUCUGGUAGCACUCCCAGAACGGCCAGCCAUUGGCCUGUCCCCUCUCAUUAGGGAGUGGAGGCUGGGCUGGGCUGUGAGUGCUGCUGCCCCAUAUCGUUCUUCUAAUGCACUGUAGAAACUGUAUGUAAUGUAUUUAAGUCAAUGCAAAUGUAUGAAUAAUAAAUCCAAUUCUCACCUUUU
Molecule: messenger RNA, 3816 nt
Organism: Octodon degus (degu)
Lineage: Eukaryota; Metazoa; Chordata; Mammalia; Rodentia; Octodontidae
Gene: Pi4k2a
Product: phosphatidylinositol 4-kinase type 2 alpha
Exons: 9
Coding region: 109-1548 (479 amino acids)
Biological process (GO): Golgi organization; endosome organization; phosphatidylinositol phosphate biosynthetic process
Cellular component (GO): plasma membrane; endosome; trans-Golgi network
Molecular function (GO): 1-phosphatidylinositol 4-kinase activity
Source: RefSeq, a predicted model, not a curated record